This is a messenger RNA of Hydatigera taeniaeformis, 891 nucleotides long. NCBI's taxonomy places the organism in Eukaryota, Metazoa, Platyhelminthes, Cestoda, Cyclophyllidea, Taeniidae. The record is from the annotation of a GenBank genome assembly.
AUGGCACAACUUUUUCUUGUUUGCCCACAGACCACUUCACAACGCACACUCACUGACCUACCAACCAUAGUGGCACUACAGAUUUGCGACUAUCUCGAUGCUGUGGAUUUGAUCAACCUGUGCACCGCCGUUCCAAAAUGGAAGGCGUUUCUCACAAGGCGCCGUUUUGCUCAUGUCAUGAAACAGCAUAUGAUGCAGUGGACGUGGUUCGACAAGCGUCUUUUUCAGCUACUCUUGCCACAUUCUUUCAACACCUGCGUAGAAAGUACUUGUGAAGCGAUUAUCUAUCGCAAUGCGCUAGUAAAAUGCUUCCAACUAUUCUGCGACGCGAUGGCUCAGCAGAAGCAGUAUCAAUCACAUGAAAAUCUUCGCUACACUGGGUUUUCAUUCUUAUCCUCCAACUAUGCUUCCAACCGCGUGGGCGACUAUUAUCACCAACCUUUAUGCAUUACAUGGACUAAAAAGUUCUCUUUCUCUGGACGUUUUUACAUUCCCAGCGACAGUGGAAAGCAGCAAUUCAUAACAUAUGCCAUUAAUCGGCAACAGUACUGCUUGCAAUGCACAGCAUACGUAAUAACGUCAAUAUCGGGGCAAAUAUUAGAUGUCAUUACUGAACUCAAAGCACACUCGCCAAACGAUAUGGUGAGCAUCAUAUUUGUAAUGAAUGAGGAGGAGAAUGUUUUCAGCCUGUGGGAUCGUCUACAGAUAUUCUCGUCUUUCUUCACUGUGCUGCCAGUAGAGUGGCGAAUAUGGUGCACAAGGCGUUGUGCUGGAGAGGAUUUUGACAAGUGGGAUGAAUAUGUUGACUGGACCUGUUACGACAUGAUCAGCAAAAGCAUAAAGAAUGGACAAGGUAAUAUGGAUCCAGAGACAAAGAGAGAGAACAACUAA